GCCGUGGCCGAGGCCAUGUUCCCCGUGUUCCCUUGCACGCCUGCCCCCCCCUUCCCCGUGCUGGGCCUGGACUCCCGGGGGGUGGGCGGCCUCAUGAACUCCUUCCCGCCACCUCAGGGUCACGCCCAGAACCCCCUGCAGGUCGGGGCUGAGCUCCAGUCCCGCUUCUUUGCCUCCCAGGGCUGCGCCCAGAGUCCAUUCCAGGCCGCGCCGGCGCCCCCACCCACGCCCCAGGCCCCGGCGGCCGAGCCCCUCCAGGUGGACUUGCUCCCGGUUCUUGCCGCCGCCCAGGAGUCCGCCGCCGCCGCAGCCGCGGCCGCCGCCGCUGCUGCCGCCGCCGCCGUUGCUGCUGCGCCCCCGGCCCCGGCCACCGCCUCCACUGUGGACACAGCGGCUCUGAAGCAGCCCCCGGCGCCCCCUCCGCCGCCCCCUCCGGUGUCGGCGCCCGCCGCUGAGGCCGCGCCCCCUGUCUCUGCCGCCACCAUCGCCGCAGCCGCGGCCACCGCCGUCGUUGCCCCAACCUCGACGGUCGCCGUGGCCCCGGUCGCAUCUGCCUUGGAGAAGAAGACAAAGAGCAAGGGGCCCUACAUCUGUGCCCUGUGCGCCAAGGAGUUCAAGAACGGCUACAACCUCCGAAGGCACGAGGCCAUCCACACGGGAGCCAAAGCCGGCCGGGUCCCUUCGGGUGCUAUGAAGAUGCCCACCAUGGUGCCCCUGAGCCUCCUGAGCGUGCCCCAGCUGAGCGGAGCCGGCGGGGGAGGGGGAGAAGCGGGUGCCGGCGGCGGAGCGGCCGCAGUGGCCGCCGGUGGCGUGGUGACCACGACCGCCUCGGGAAAGCGCAUCCGGAAGAACCACGCCUGCGAGAUGUGCGGCAAGGCUUUCCGCGACGUCUACCACCUGAACCGACACAAGCUGUCGCACUCGGACGAGAAGCCCUACCAGUGCCCGGUGUGCCAGCAGCGCUUCAAGCGCAAGGACCGCAUGAGCUACCACGUGCGCUCACAUGACGGCGCUGUGCACAAGCCCUACAACUGCUCCCACUGUGGCAAGAGCUUCUCCCGGCCGGAUCACCUCAACAGUCACGUCAGACAAGUGCACUCAACAGAACGGCCCUUCAAAUGUGAGAAAUGUGAGGCAGCUUUUGCUACGAAGGAUCGGCUGCGGGCCCACACAGUACGACACGAGGAGAAGGUGCCAUGUCAUGUGUGUGGCAAGAUGUUGAGCUCGGCUUAUAUUUCGGACCACAUGAAGGUGCACAGCCAGGGCCCUCACGAAAAUUAA
Messenger RNA from Lagenorhynchus albirostris (white-beaked dolphin), 1281 nucleotides. Its product is annotated as myc-associated zinc finger protein-like. The record is from RefSeq and is a predicted model, not a curated record. Gene Ontology annotation, biological process: regulation of transcription by RNA polymerase II. Lineage: Eukaryota; Metazoa; Chordata; Mammalia; Artiodactyla; Delphinidae. Gene Ontology annotation, molecular function: DNA-binding transcription factor activity, RNA polymerase II-specific; RNA polymerase II cis-regulatory region sequence-specific DNA binding.